AUGACAUCCUCAAUCCCUCCAGGCCUGGCCCUAAAGGACGCCAAACUCCUCCUCGAACACCCCUACCUCCCAAUGGAAGCAGGAGUAGCACAUACCUCCGACGGAAUGUGUCACGUCGCAGCCUCAACCUACAUGAAAAACUGCACAGGUGCAAUGAUAGAUUGGUGGUUUGGCUGGAUCCACACAACAGACCAAUACCUCCUCUGGCACCCACGCGACCACGUAUAUUCCGACUGGGAAGGUCCACGCGAAAACAACAGUACCUAUAUUGGAGGCCACCACUUGGUACACGAGUAUAUCGGUGGAGAGCUUCAAAAGCUGAAGAUCUCAUUCAAGGACCCGAGUGAGUACUUCGGUGCUGGAUGGGAGGCAGCGUUUAAACAAGCCGGGUACUCGACUGCUGUGUGUGGGAGAACGGGACAAUGGGAUGACGGAAAGAAUGAAGUUAUCUAUAUUGGCCAUUUGAUUCACUUGAUCAAGGAUGAGCCGGAUGGAGUGCGGAUGCGAUCCAGGUUCUGGUUGGGGGAUGUGGAUGGACUCACGGAUCCGGAAAUGAGGAAGGCGGCUGUUCCGUUGGAAUUUGCUACGGGGCUUUUGAAGCAUGCUACUGAGGAAAUGGCUAUUUUGGCUACUGUUUUGCCUGAUAUGUACAACAAACACUCCAACAAGUAA
Penicillium longicatenatum is the source of this 672-nucleotide messenger RNA. RefSeq lists its product as uncharacterized. The transcript has a single exon. Bases 1 to 672 code for a protein of 223 amino acids. Gene Ontology annotation, molecular function: hydrolase activity. The record is from RefSeq and is a predicted model, not a curated record. Lineage: Eukaryota; Fungi; Ascomycota; Eurotiomycetes; Eurotiales; Aspergillaceae.